AGGGACGGAACAACAGUGGCGAUAGCCCCUGCUUUGCCAGCUGGCCCAAAAGCACCUCCAGGAGAAAUCUGAAAAGAAUUCCCAAGCUACUGAAAAUGCCAGCUCGAGCCUUAGGAUGCCAGUCGAUUCAUACCUGGCCACCCCUGUUCACUUUCAUCGGUGGCAGAAGGGAAUCCCAUGUGCAUGUCUCUUGCGAAGAUCUGCUCUGCUGUCCCAGUUUCUGAACCGAUCCAUGGAGUUGCUGCCUCUGUAAGAAAAGGGGAACUGGACUUCAACUUGCCUCGGUGGCAGCAGGACAGGGAAGAGUCCAGGCCUCGCAGGGCCAUGGCGCACGAGCCGCGAAGCAUCCCAUUGGGCAGCGCCAGGGCUGGUGCGGGGGUUGGACUGGAGGCGGUUCGGUGCCUUUUGGCCGCGUGUCAAGAAGCCAAGAGGUUCGCCUACUGCCCAUACAGCAAGUACCCCGUGGGCGCGGCGCUCCUGACCUCAGAGGGGAAGAUCUUCACAGGUUGCAAUGUUGAAAAUGCAUCUUAUCCGCUGGGGGUCUGUGCUGAGCGAACGGCCAUCCAGAAGGCCGUGUCUGAAGGUCACACAAAAUUUCAAGCCAUGGCCAUCAGCUGCAACAGCCAAGAGUCAUACGCCCUCCCCUGUGGAGCUUGCAGACAAGUCCUCCGAGAGUUUGGUGAACAAUGGGAAAUCUUUCUGACCAAGAUGGAUGGAACAUACAUACAGAAGACAUUAGAGGACCUUCUGCCCUUGUCGUUUGGACCGGAACAUCUGAAGAUCUGAAGGGUACAAGGAAACCGGUGAUGCUUCGCUGCUUCCCCAUACCUCCAAUGCACCGAUGCCUCCUGAAUUAAGAAACUUUGCCCAUGUUUCCAUCCCAAAGCUAUUUAUGUCAGGUUCAGAGGGAUGUCUAAACCUCCCCUCAAAAGGGAGGCGACUGCAACAUUCCGAUAUUUGCAUUCCUGGCGGGUGCUGCUGACGCAAUCAGGAUCCCUGGCAUCAUUUCAAGUGACCAGCGGCCCCUAGAGCUUUGGACCGUGUCCUUCCCAGCCUGCCUCAGAGGGGCCGGAGGUGACUCUGGAUACUUUGCCACUGACCUACGGCCCCCACCCAACCCCACCCCACCCCAAGAUAUAAACAGUCGUCUCACUUU
Candoia aspera is the source of this 1156-nucleotide messenger RNA. It is a transcript of the gene CDA, whose product is annotated as cytidine deaminase. Gene Ontology annotation, cellular component: cytosol. The transcript has 7 exons. The record is from RefSeq and is a predicted model, not a curated record. Bases 178 to 786 code for a protein of 202 amino acids. Gene Ontology annotation, molecular function: cytidine deaminase activity; zinc ion binding. Lineage: Eukaryota; Metazoa; Chordata; Lepidosauria; Squamata; Candoiidae.